Cylindrotheca closterium is the source of this 681-nucleotide messenger RNA. NCBI's taxonomy places the organism in Eukaryota, Bacillariophyta, Bacillariophyceae, Bacillariales, Bacillariaceae. The record is from the annotation of a GenBank genome assembly.
AUGAAUACUUACAGUCAAGAAUUCACAGCACCAUCCGACGAAACCGUUUCCGCAACAACUACCCUACCAGAACUUUCCGACCUUAAUUCUUCGACCUCUACCUUUCACUCGAACUCGUCUAUUUCUUCCAUUGACAGCGAUACUACGGACGAAGUAGCUUCAUCCUCUCCUGACUUCUUGUCACAGCAAGAACAAGAACAAACCAACAACAACAGAGGAACUACUCGCACUCGCCCCUCCUUGGAUACCAGAGCUUCUACUUCAACUUCCCGACGCUUCAUUCAAGGUCGUCGGAAUUAUCGACUCAACCAAAGCACUGCCACACGACGUAUCAACACUAGCGUUCUUGUCCUCAACAACCUCCUACAGUUUUCCUUCUCUACCAUUAUGAACGCUGCCAUUACUAUUUUUGGAGUCGGGAUUGGUGUCGGCCUUAUUUUGGCGGAUUCCUUUCGAUCACCAGGCACUACCAACAACAACAACAACAGCAGCAACAGCAACAUCAAUGCGUCGUCAUUGUCGAAUCAUCAUCAUGUGCUGGAAGAACAGCAAAAUCAUGCCACCAUUACCGUCUCGGCAGCAACACCAACUUGUCGGGCGACCAUUCGAAGGGCCAUGGAUCGGAUUCAAGAGGCACCGCCCAUCAGCUUGGCGUCAAUCUCAGCGCUGCCAGCACAAUAG